This is a messenger RNA of Ixodes scapularis (black-legged tick), 1200 nucleotides long. Its product is annotated as enteropeptidase-like. The record is from RefSeq and is a predicted model, not a curated record. Gene Ontology annotation, biological process: proteolysis. Gene Ontology annotation, molecular function: serine-type endopeptidase activity. Lineage: Eukaryota; Metazoa; Arthropoda; Arachnida; Ixodida; Ixodidae. Bases 1 to 1200 code for a protein of 399 amino acids. The transcript has 6 exons.
AUGAGCUCACGCCACUUCGGUCUCCUGCUUAUUCUCAGCAUAUUUUUCGCAGGGGUAUGCUCGAGGUACACAAGAGGGGAAAAAGAUGAUUUAAUGGAGAUAUGUGGACGAAGUGGAGUCCAGGAUACCGUUUCUGAACGGAUUAUUAAUGGUACACCGGCGACUCCGGGUCACUGGCCGUGGAUGGUGGGGCUGUAUACAGCAGAAGAUCAAUUCUAUUGUGGUGGCGUUUUAAUUACCAGCCAGUUUGUCUUAACUGCUGCUCAUUGCUAUGGAGACAAGAACACUGAAGGCUUUCUUUCAGUUCGUCUGGGAAGUACGAAACGAACUAAUUUUACUAUACACUGUCAACAAAACAAAGACAAAAACGUCCAUCUGGAAAGAAGUGACACAACAGUCAUCCACGAGGAUCUGGAAGAUCAGGUCAUUUGCAGGGAAGUGGAUUACGUCUGUGUACCCCUUCAGGACAACUGUACACUUUUUAUGAAGGAUAUUGCACUAUUGAAAUUAAAAGAACCGGUCAAUAUUACAAAGUAUAUUCGGCCAAUCUGCCUUCCUGAACACUGCGAAGAACCGCCUUCAAAUGCCAGCAUCUAUGGUGUGGGCUGGGGCAGAGUUUAUGAAUUCUAUGCAAUUGAUGGAAUGUAUUACGAUGAGACGUAUGAAUCAUCAAACGAAGGAAAUGAGGACGCCAUCAGUUCUGAUGGUGGUGAGAGUUCAGCAAAAGAGACGAACUAUGCGUCGACGUCGGAAUUAGGAGGCUUUUUGAUAAAAUCUGACCCACAAACCUUGAUGGAAAGAAAUAUAUCCUUAAUUACUAAUGAUCAAUGCAAACGACAGCUUGCCACAGCUGUUCCAAACUACGCCCUAUGCUCCAAAGGGGGAAUAUGCUAUGGAGACAGUGGAGGACCGUUGAUGUAUCAAAAAGAAGGACAGUGGUUUCUUGCUGCCAUUAAUUCUGUUGCAGGCGGUCAUUGCUAUAACCCUGCUCGGCCAGCGAUACAUGUUAUGGUGUCCCACUUUGUUGACAGCUUAAUUUUUCCCUUUAUACGGCAAUAUCAGAAGUCGGAAUCAGCAAAGCAUAACUUAUGUAUCGACGACGAGGCUCGAAAGCGAUGUGUAACUACCUUUUAUGACUCUUACAACAUGUCAGUAGACGAUUCAGAAGGAGACGACAAAACUAGUGAAUCAAAAAGUUAA